This is a messenger RNA of Oryza sativa Japonica Group (Japanese rice), 1242 nucleotides long. The record is from RefSeq and is a predicted model, not a curated record. NCBI's taxonomy places the organism in Eukaryota, Viridiplantae, Streptophyta, Magnoliopsida, Poales, Poaceae.
AUGGAGAUGCACGAGUGCUGCUACUACGGCGGCAGCAUCGGCGGCGACUGGCUCAACCCACUCGCCGCCAUCCCGCCGCCGUGUUCUUCCUCUUCUUCUUCGUGGUCGUCGCAGCUUCUCCUCCUCAGUGAUCACGAUGACGUACUCUUGCACUCCGCCGGCGAUCAUGGCGGCGCGGUGGCCGGAAUAGGCGGCGCCUGCAUGACCGCCGAUCUCGUUGUCAGGGACGAGGAGAUGGAGAUGGCCGCCGGCUACCUGCCGGUGGCCGCGUCGGCCGCCGCCGCCGCCGACGUCGACCACUACAUGUACCAGCAGUUUCAGCUCGAGCCUGAUCAGUUCGUCUCGACGUUGCCCGCGGUGGCGGUGGCGGUGGCGGCGACGGCGGGCGGCGGCAGCCACGACGACGAGCUCCUGAGGAUGCCCUUCACCGACAUCGACCUCGACGCGUUCGCCGACGCGCGCGACGUCGUCGUCGGCGUCGGCGAGCCCAAGCCCAGUCCCCAGCACACUCUCGACGCGGCGAUCGCGCUCCCGGCGGUCGGCGGCGGCGGCGCCCACCACUUCGGCACGCAGGACGACGACGUCAAGUUCGACGUGACCAAGCAACGCAACGACGCCGCCCUCGCCGGCGACGACUCCCUGUCCAUGGUGAUCGUCGAGAGCUACGAGAUGGGCAUGCGACGUCACGCCGCCGAGCAGGAGCAGGAGCAGAAGCCAAAGAUCAUCACAUCAGCCGCAACGACAUUGACGCCUCUUCCUCUUCCUCCACCGCCGCCGCCGCCGCCGCGCGUGACGAGGAGCCGCCGCGACGGAUCAUCGGCGGCGACGGCGGGCGGGAAGACUCGGCUGGACCACAUCGGAUUCGAGGACCUGAGGCGGUACUUCUACAUGCCAAUCACCAAGGCGGCGAGGGAGAUGAACGUGGGGCUGACCGUGCUCAAGAAGCGCUGCCGCGAGCUCGGCGUCGCCCGGUGGCCUCACCGGAAGAUGAAGAGCCUCAAGUCCCUCAUCCUCAACGUCCAGGAGAUGGGGAGCAAGGGGAUGUCGGCGGCGGCGAUGCGGCGGGAGCUGGAGGCGCUGGAGAAUUGCUGCGCGCUGAUGGAGAGGAACCCGGCGGUGGAGCUGACGGAGAGGACCAAGAAGCUGAGGCAGGCGUGCUUCAAGGAGAAUUACAAGCGGAGGAGGGCGGCUGCCGUCGACGUGCUCGACCUCGACCACUGCUUCAGCUUCGCCGCCGCCUGA